AUGGGUAAUUGCUUCUCUGGAUCACCGCGUCAGUCAUCUCCUUCUUCGGAUAUUCGUAGUGAACGUAAUUCUCCGAAAUUUUCUGUUGAUCGCGGCAGUAUCGAGCCAUUGAAAGAAGCGAACUGUAGUGAUGCACUGACUCCUCGAAGACAAGAAAGUCGUUGCCUGCAAGAUCCAACUUCUGGCAAAGAGGUCUUGGUUGCUUUGUAUGCUUAUGAAUCACGAGCAGAUGGCGAUCUUAGUUUCAGAAAAGGCGAUGUCAUGUAUUUGUUAGAUCACAGCAACUCAGAUUGGUGGUAUGUGAGACAUUCGAAAGGUGGUACGGGGUACGUUCCGCGGAAUUUCGUCGCAAAACAGCAAACAGUAGAGAGUGAAGAAUGGUUCGCCGGUCGAAUCGCACGCAAUCGAGCAGAAAGAUUAGUUUUGGCAAGUAAUCUUCCGAAAGGGACGUUUCUUAUACGUGAACGAGAAGCAGAUACACGGGAAUAUGCACUUACGAUUAGGGAUUCAGAUGAUCAGCGUGGAGGUACUGUGAAACAUUACAAAAUCAAACGACUGGACGGCGAUGCUGGUUUCUUUAUUACAACUAGAAGGACUUUUGCAACUCUCAGGGAUCUCGUUAGCUAUUAUUCAGAAGUAGCUGAUGGCCUUUGUUGUCAGUUAUCGUUUCCUGCACCACGUAUUGCUCCCACUCGUCCCGAUCUUUCCCAUGAUACACAGCAGAAUUGGGAAAUCCCACGAAAUCAGCUUCAGCUAAAGCGUAAGUUAGGGGAUGGAAAUUUCGGUGAUGUGUGGUACGGUAAAUGGCGUGGUAUGGUAGAAGUGGCUAUCAAAACAAUGAAACCUGGGACGAUGUCACCAGAAGCAUUUCUAGGCGAGGCCCAAAUCAUGAAACAGUGUGACCAUCCCAACCUUGUUAAAUUAUAUGCUGUUUGCACUAAAGAAGAACCAUUUUACAUCAUAACUGAAUAUAUGGUGAAUGGAGCAUUGCUUCAUUAUUUGAGGAGCGAGGGUAGCAGUCUUACUUUACAAGCGCUUGUGGAUAUGUGUGCACAGAUAGCAAAUGGUAUGAUGUACUUGGAGGAGCGAAAAUUAGUACACCGAGAUCUUGCUGCAAGAAAUGUGUUGGUUGGUGACAAGAUUUCUGGUGUCCCUGUUGUUAAAGUUGCUGAUUUUGGGUUAGCACGAAAGUUAAUGGAAGAAGAUAUCUAUGAAGCAAGAACAGGAGCAAAGUUCCCGAUAAAAUGGACUGCACCAGAGGCAGCAACUUGCGGCAAUUUUACCGUGAAGUCUGAUGUUUGGUCGUAUGGAAUUCUGUUGUAUGAGAUCAUUACCAAGGGUCAGGUACCUUAUCCAGGAAUGCAUAAUCGAGAGGUAAUAGAACAAGUGGAAUUAGGCUAUCGUAUGCCAAUGCCACGUGGAUGCCCCGAGCAAAUAUACACUGAAGUCAUGUUGAAGUGCUGGGAUAAGGUACCUGAUCGAAGACCAACUUUCGAUUAUCUUUUCCACUUUUUCGACGAUUAUUUUGUGAGUUCGCAGCCGAGUUAUGUACCACCGUCGCAAAAUUAA
Molecule: messenger RNA, 1569 nt
Organism: Brugia malayi
Lineage: Eukaryota; Metazoa; Nematoda; Chromadorea; Rhabditida; Onchocercidae
Gene: Bma-src-1
Product: SRC-1, putative
Exons: 12
Coding region: 1-1569 (522 amino acids)
Biological process (GO): cell differentiation; innate immune response; protein phosphorylation
Cellular component (GO): extrinsic component of cytoplasmic side of plasma membrane
Molecular function (GO): ATP binding; non-membrane spanning protein tyrosine kinase activity; signaling receptor binding
Source: RefSeq, a predicted model, not a curated record